Magallana angulata is the source of this 1147-nucleotide messenger RNA. Its product is annotated as type-1 angiotensin II receptor-like. Gene Ontology annotation, molecular function: G protein-coupled receptor activity. The transcript has a single exon. Gene Ontology annotation, biological process: G protein-coupled receptor signaling pathway. The record is from RefSeq and is a predicted model, not a curated record. NCBI's taxonomy places the organism in Eukaryota, Metazoa, Mollusca, Bivalvia, Ostreida, Ostreidae. Gene Ontology annotation, cellular component: plasma membrane. Bases 135 to 1085 code for a protein of 316 amino acids.
AACUAAAAAUCUUGUCAAGAAUAGUGCAACAUAAUUAUGCUAGUCCUUUAUUCAUAACAUUAUGAACCUUCAGUAUUAUUUACAUUUAUAAAGGACCCUCAAUCCUUCCAAAGGAGUACUUGUUCUUACUAAUCAUGGGAUCUAAGCUCAACUUGACGGAAUCUGAACGCCUGUCCUUGUGGGAUGAGACAAGGAUCAAAUUAUUAAUUCCAACUACCGUUUUUCUGAUUCUAUGCGCUGUGGUUGGGGUUUUCGGCAAUGGAGUGGUUAUUUAUAUCUAUGGACUCCGACUUCCUAAAAAAUAUGAGGGGCGUUAUUUCAUACCCUAUUUGGCUCUAGCCGAUCUUUUUGCUGUGGUUAUCUCAGUAGAACUUCAUACGGUCAACAAUUUCUUUCCUGUAACUUACAAGAUGGAAACACUUUGUAAAUGGAAUUUUGUAUUUGGAUUUUUUGCUUCCGGUUUUGCUUCAAAUAUUCUGCUGAUAAUCGCUGUGCAGCGCUAUCUUAAAGUUUGCAAACCACUUGGAGGGCAGAUGACUUUGUUCUGGAGACGUUUUUCUUUGUGUCUGACGUUCGUUCUUUUAAGUAUUUUGAUUGUUCCAACAUACUUCACAUUUGGAAUUGAGAGAGUUUACAACAAAGAACUGAACGUAAACGGAACUGCUUGUCGUAGACUGACCUCGAGCACACCGACUUUGUCUCUAAUUCGAAGCGUCACAUAUACCUUAAUCAUUCUAAUCGGAGUAAUUGUAUUAAUUGUCUUGUAUAUCCUAAUAGCAAAGGUCAUAUAUCAACAACACAAUCAAAACAGGGGAGAUUCAAAGAAGAAAAAGACAAAUAUUUCGUUGAUGUUCAUGAUAAUUACAAUAAUAUUUCUUGUAUUAUGUUUACCUAGAAUGAUCACGUCCGUUUUGGAGGGCAACAACACUGGUUUUUGGGAGACCCUGAAUGUAGAAGAGUAUGCUGCAAUGAGGGUGUUACAAGUAGUGUAUAUCUUGAACCACGUAGCUAAUCCAUUUGUGUAUGCUUUCUUGGAUGUCAAAUUUAAGACUGAGUUCAAACAGACGUUUAUGUGUAGAAAUUAGUGACACCUUCAAAAGUUCGCUUUUCCUCUUAUCGUUACCGCUUUACAAUUUUGUUUUGAUAG